AGGUGAAGAUUUCAUCCGCACGAUGGAGCCAGCGCGGUUGAAUCACCAGCGCUAUUGUGCACGGCACGGCUACACCUACGCCUGCUUGGAGGAGAAUAUCGCCCAAAGGAGCGAUCCCACCUGGUCCAAGAUCCCACAUGUGCUGAAUUUGCUGCAGCAAGGUGCUGACUUUGUUUUCUGGAUGGAUGCAGAUUCGUUGUUCAUCUCUGACGGAGCGGACUUACAAUGGGCGUGUGACCUGAACAAAGACUUUGUUUUUGCUGGGGAUUUGAACGUUGUCUUCAACGCUGGCCAUUUCCUGGCGAAGCGGACUGAUUGGACCCAGCAGUUCUUGAGCGAUGCCUUUCGGAUCCAUCCUUGGACUGAUUGGGAGGACAAUGGCGCCAUGAUGAUCCUGUUGGGCGGUGGCUCCGCAGAGGACCCGUCCACCUGGCGCCGCAGCUUCGAAGCCAUGAAAGUGCCCACGCGCACGCAGGCGGAGUGCCAAGUGGCUAUGAGUAAGUUGCUGCCCAGCCUGGCGGAACAUGUGGAGGUGGUGCCUCAACAUCUGCUGAACGCCUACGAAUGGCCUCAAGGCGGUGGCAAGAUGGCCUUGCUCCGAGGGGAUCCCAUCCUACAUUUCGCAGGAUGUUCCGCUGUCGCAAAGCAAGACUUGGUGGCAUCCUUUGCCAGCUGCAACGGAGAUCCAUCGUUCCUCUUUGAUUGGACCGCUGGAAAAAGGACAGAAAUUCUGGAGCGCUUGGCCAACCAAGGUUUCGUUACGUUUCGUUUGUUUUUUUUGAAGAUGAAUCAGAAAACCACUUGA
Cladocopium goreaui is the source of this 805-nucleotide messenger RNA. Lineage: Eukaryota; Dinophyceae; Suessiales; Symbiodiniaceae. The record is from the annotation of a GenBank genome assembly.